CGGUACUCGGUACUACAUGCAGUCUAGCAAGGGUAAACGUAAAGUUCUGGCAGUGGCAAAACGAAGCCUGAUGUCGAGUGGAUGGCCAAUUCUUUGAGACGGCUCACAAUUUGGAAAUUCCAAAACCCAAAACAAGCCACCACCACUACAACUAGCUAACUUCACCAUGAACCGCAUUCCCAGCGUGAUUUUCGUGCCCAACUGUCCCGUGGAGACGAGCUUGGAGAUCUCCACAGUCCGCUGUGCUUCAUCUCCAGAGCAGCAAGACUUGGAUGCAAUGCUAGCUAAUGCUUGUCCUCUGCCUGCCUUGGAACGAUGGUCAUCAGAAGGAUCUGCUCCUAAGAAACAAAGUGACACUUGCAAGAAGUGCCCACAACCUCCUCAAAGACGAGGUUCCAAUGUUACCAUGCUUGGUGAUAUCCCCGUCAAACGAUGCUCGUGCAGCUUGUUGGACGAUGACGAUGAUGACAGCAGCCAAGAGUCCACGGAACAGCAGUUGUUUGAAGCUACUGGUACCAAACCCGCUACUGUUAGUAUGACAAGCGCUGGAAACCCACGCAGAGACAACCGAAGGCGACGAAACACCUCCGCCAAUGUCUCUCCCGCCUCAGCACCCAAGCAGCCACUGAGAAGAUGCUCACGAAGGGACUUGGUGGAUCGGUGGUCUCGCUAAAAAGAACCAUUCCCUCCACCUUGCUACCGUAGACUACUAGAACAUUAGACUUCACACAGUUAUAGACUUCAUUCAAACCAAAAUACACAAUACACUUUUUCAAUUA
Messenger RNA from Seminavis robusta, 779 nucleotides. NCBI's taxonomy places the organism in Eukaryota, Bacillariophyta, Bacillariophyceae, Naviculales, Naviculaceae. The record is from the annotation of a GenBank genome assembly.